CUUUUUGUGCUCGCGCGAGUCGCAUCUUUGGUGGGCGUGUACCUUCACAUUUUGUCGGUCGUCCCGUGACUUAUUAGCGAAUUUCGUAUUCAAACUUAUAAGCCCAUUAAAAAUAAAAACACCCAUUUCAUUCAAUUUAGUGAGUGGCAAUAAGCAGCGAAAACACAAUCAGUAAAAAAUAAACAGUUAAUGAACAGCGAUUAAAAUCACGCGUCCAACAUUGCGUAUACGCAAUACGGCAAGUGAGUGAGUGCAAGUGAAAUUGUGGGCCAUUGUUUCAGGUCAUUACAACUGGCAUUGGCAUUGACAUUGACAUUGGCAUUCCCCUCCUGGGUGGCUCCCGUCUCAUCCGACGCACUGCACCAGGUCGAGUUUGAAGAGCCAGGCUUCAUGCCCAGAAUGCUGAGCAAAGUUUUCCACGACUUGAAGUUGGCUUAAGAGUUUGCUCUCCUUCCAUUAACGCGCCUGAAUGGAGCUGCACAAUAGCCUUCGGUGGCCUGGUGGCAACGAGAAGAUGUUCUACAUAGCUCCCCAGCAGCCGCUGCUGCGGAACGAGGAUGAUGACUACCCGGAGGGAUCCCUCAUCCUGCCGGACUCCGCAUCCCUUGUAUACAAUACCACUGCACUGCCAACGGGCGAUAAAGAGUCUGGCUAUGAAUAUGGCUCCACAACGACGCUCAGUGGCCUCCAGUUUGAGACCUAUAAUAUCACUGUGAUGAUGAACUUUAGCUGUGACGGCAACGACCUUCAAUCGGAGAACAUUUGGUCCAGUGCCUACUUUAAAACCAUCGUCUACAUGCUGUACAUUCCCAUCUUCAUCUUUGCCCUGAUCGGCAACGGAACAGUGUGUUACAUCGUCUAUUCCACGCCGCGCAUGCGCACGGUCACCAAUUACUUUAUAGCCAGCUUGGCUUUGGGCGACAUCCUGAUGUCCGUCUUCUGUGUUCCGUCGUCCUUCAUCUCGCAGUACAUCCUGAACUACUGGCCCUUUGGCCUGGCCCUCUGCCACUUCGUCAAUUACUCGCAGGCGGUCUCCGUUCUGGUCAGCGCCUACACUUUGGUGGCCAUCAGCAUCGACCGAUACAUAGCCAUCAUGUGGCCACUCAAGCCUCGCAUCACAAAACGCUAUGCCACCUACAUCAUCGGCGGCGUUUGGUUUAUCGCACUUGCCACCGCACUUCCCAUACCCAUCGUCUCUGGACUUCACAUCCCCAUGUCGCCGUGGCACGAGAAAUGUGAGAAAUACAUUUGCCGCGAGAUGUGGCCGUCGCGGACGCAGGAGUACUACUACACCCUCUCCCUCUUCGGGCUGCAGUUCGUCGUGCCGCUGGGUGUGCUCAUCUUCACCUACACCCGGAUCACCAUCCGCGUCUGGGGUAAAAAACCGCCAGGCGAGGCGGAAACCAGCCGCGACCAGCGGAUGGCACGCUCCAAACGGAAGAUGGUCAAGAUGAUGCUGACGGUGGUGGUUGUGUUCACCAGCUGCUGGCUGCCCUUCAAUAUUUUGCAGGUGGGUUCUUCGCUUCCUGUGAAAAAUCAACAUUUACCUCGGAUUUAUUUUCCAAAGCUUUUGCUGAACGACGAGGAGUUCACGCGCUGGGAACCACUGCCGUACGUGUGGUUCGCCUUCCACUGGCUGGCCAUGUCGCACAGCUGCUACAACCCGAUCAUCUACUGCUACAUGAACGCCCGUUUCAGGAGCGGAUUCGUCCAGCUGAUGCACCGUGUGCCGGGCCUGCCUCGCUGCUGCUGCCUGAAUCGCUUUCUGCGGAGUGGCGGCGAUCGCAUGAACGAAGCUUCCGGUGAGAUGCCCACGAAGUACCAUCGCCAAGUCGGCGAUGCCCUACUCCGGAAACCCAAAAUACGCAUUAGGAACGGGUCCAGCACUUCAGCUCAAUCGAAUGAACACAUCCACCACUUACAUCAGCGCUCGUCGAAAGCCACGAGCGAUUUCUUUGCGAGCGAACCCAUUGUCGUGCGUCGAGACGUCACCGCUGCGGUAGCUGCCACACCAAAAACUGAAACUAAUUCACCUGUGCGGCGAUUGGGAAGCUCAGGUGGAACUCAAGCAAACGGAAAGAGCGCAGCGUUUUGAGUGCGACUACAACGUGAAGCAACAGCAACCAACCAAAGAUCGAAUACCCCAUUUUGCUGAGUGUAUAUGUGUGCGUGUGUGAGUGUCCGAGUGUUUCACCUGUAUUGUAAGUGUCAACUCAAUGUCAUUUUAAUGAAUGUAUAUUAAAGGUAAUUAAUUAAAAGUAUAUACAAUAUUCACAUGCAAGUAAUUUAUAUCGUUAAGAGCAAGUACCCAUUAAGCCCAAAAUAAUGCAAUUUAAAUUGAGCUUUCUUAGCUAUUACAAUUAAAACGUAGCCUACUUA
Messenger RNA from Drosophila santomea, 2379 nucleotides. RefSeq names its product RYamide receptor. Gene Ontology annotation, biological process: neuropeptide signaling pathway. NCBI's taxonomy places the organism in Eukaryota, Metazoa, Arthropoda, Insecta, Diptera, Drosophilidae. Bases 470 to 2095 code for a protein of 541 amino acids. The record is from RefSeq and is a predicted model, not a curated record. The transcript has 7 exons. Gene Ontology annotation, cellular component: membrane. Gene Ontology annotation, molecular function: neuropeptide Y receptor activity.